Molecule: messenger RNA, 822 nt
Organism: Capsicum annuum
Lineage: Eukaryota; Viridiplantae; Streptophyta; Magnoliopsida; Solanales; Solanaceae
Product: expansin-B15-like
Exons: 4
Coding region: 49-822 (257 amino acids)
Biological process (GO): sexual reproduction
Cellular component (GO): extracellular region
Source: RefSeq, a predicted model, not a curated record
UUAAGGACACUAAACUCUUAAUUCUUUCUAGUAGUUAAUUAAUCAAGCAUGAGUUUUAAUCUCCCUUUUAUUUUCACUUUUUUAGCUCUAUGUUUAUUUCAAUAUUGCACUUGUGCACAUGUUAAAUCACUCAAUGCUUCUUUAGCUGGUUUUCAACCAGCAGUAGCAACAUUUUAUGGCUCUCCAACUGGAGCAGGAUCUGAUGGAGUAGCUUGUGGUUAUACAAAUGCUGUAUCACAGUCCCCUUUCAAUUCCUUUGUAUCUGCUGGAAAUGGUCCUCUCUUCAGGAAAGGUUUAGGCUGCGGAGCGUGCUACCAGGUGAUUUGUAAUCUAGCCCCUUGCUCAGGAAAGCCAGUGACAGUGACCAUUACAGAUGAAUGCCCUAGCUGUUCAGGUGCUGUUCAUUUUGAUUUAAGUGGAACUGCCAUGGGUGCUCUGGCCAAGCCCGGUCAAGCUAACGCGUUACGUAAUUUGGGAAAUGUUGCAAUUUCUUACCAAAGGGUUCCAUGUCAAUAUAAGACGAAAAUCGCGUUCAAGGUGGACCCGGGUUCAAACCCAAACUUCUUAUCAGUAAAUGUAGAGUUUGAAAAUGCAGAUGGUGAUCUUAAUUUAGUAGAGUUUCUUCCAUCAGGAUCUACUCAGUCAAUAACUGCAAAUCAUGUAUUUGGAGCAACAUGGAGUAGUAAUAUUAAUCCUUCAACACAACCAGCACCAUACUCAAUAAGGAUCACAACUGAAUUCAACAAGAAACUUACUGCUACGAAUGUUAUUCCAAUAGGAUGGAAGCCUGGACAAACCUAUGUGUCCAAUGUCAAUUUUUAG